This is a messenger RNA of Uloborus diversus, 1354 nucleotides long. RefSeq names its product THAP domain-containing protein 2-like. Bases 23 to 901 code for a protein of 292 amino acids. The transcript has 3 exons. Lineage: Eukaryota; Metazoa; Arthropoda; Arachnida; Araneae; Uloboridae. The record is from RefSeq and is a predicted model, not a curated record. Gene Ontology annotation, molecular function: sequence-specific DNA binding.
UCGUAGCUAUGUCUUGAAAAAUAUGGUUGGUUGUGCGGCACCAAAUUGCAAUAACUCGUCCCGGAAAAAUUUUAGACUUUUUAGAUUUCCACGUGAUGAAAGUCGAAGGAAAACUUGGAUAGACAAUUGUAAAUUAGAAAAAUCUGAAGCUGCUCCUUACACCAGAUUAUGUGAGAUACACUUUGAAGAAAGCCAAUUUGAACUGCACCGGCAAGACGGUUGGAGGAAAUUAAAACCAAAUGCAAUUCCCACGAUAUUCCCGGAUCCUCCUGAAACACCUCGAAAAGAAAGGAAAGAAAAGGCUGCUUCACGUAAACGUAAGCGAUCAAGUUCUGUGGAGCCUGCAGUGACUCCAAGAAGAAGUAGCAAGAAGAAGAGUUUAGCAAGCCAUGAUAGCACUGCAGAUAAAAAAAGGAAAUCUGGACGCAAAAAGCUUAAAGAAUCUCCAUCCACUCAGAAAAAGAAACAUGGUGGAUCUUCACAACAGAAAGAAAAUGUUUCGCCUCGUCUGCGCAGCAAAAAGCUGGUCAAAAAAGAGCAGGUUAUUUCUGAUGAAUCAGAGGAAGAAUCGGAAGAGGAUGAUGAAGCAGAGCAACAAAUGGCCUUUUUGAAGAGGGAGAACGAAUGUAUGAAAAAAGAAAUCCAAGAAUUUGAGAAGCAUAAUCGAGCCAUGAGCCGUGUCAUUCUGGAACUGGAGAAGGCGAACAAAGCAAUGAGCAUAAAAUUGCAAGAGCUGGAUAAAGACAACAAAAUUUUGACCAAGAAAGUGAGUGACCUGGAAAGAUUGAAUGAAGACCUAAAGACAAAGCUGAAUAACUCUUUUUCAGAAGAACAGUUUGCAAGAUUGGAUAAAAUGAAACAGCUAGGAAAAAUUGAGAGGUAUAUACCAGCCAUAAAAUAAGGCUAAAUUUUACAAGUUUACUUGAAAGGAUGACAUGAAAAAUGUUUCUGGUGUAUGACAUUUCUUUUGCUGUCUGUGCAUAUGAUAGAAUGUUAGGUACUGUUGAAUGAGACUGAAAUCAUUCUCGUUUAAAGAUGAGACAUGACCAGAGUAUAAAUAUAUAGUAAAUUCAUAUUCAUUACCAUCAAUUUCACUGUUUACAUGGUUUCGGAUCAAGAAGCAUUGGAUUUUAGAUCAAGAUGAAGGAAAACAAACUUUUUAACGUUGGUAGGUUGCUUGUCAGGAUGAAAACUUCAUACAUAUUGAAAAGCCAUUUUGAAACUAAUGCCACCUGGUUUGGUUAUAUCUGCCUUCAAAAGCAUAGUUGCUGUAGAUUGCAUCAACUGGAGUAUGGAAUUAAUUCAAAGGAAUUAUUUCCUUUCCAUGGGAAUAUUUCCUAAAGGAAGUCCGGUU